CCACCCACCCCGUAUAAUCCCUUCUUUUCUAAAACACCCCCCGCCGACCUCCACCCUGCACCGAAUAUCUUAGCUCGGUCCAGCAAAACAGCCCAAAAGUACACCCCGCCCAGAGCCCACUGCAGCUCUGCCCACUCCCCACUCACCCACCGUCCCCGGCUCACCCCGGCUUACCCACCCACCUGGCGCCCCACCCACCGGCGUCCGUGCAUACCCCACUACUCGCUAUACCCCACUACUCGCUAUACCCCCGCCACCCAAUAUUGCUACCAUGUCCAUCACCGCCAGCGCUGUUGCGCAACAGCUCGUCCUCCAGCAGUAAAAUACCCACCCACCCCUCUCCUACCAUUUUGUUUUCUGCUUUCCCACCUGAAAAAAGAAAACAAGCACGGACGAUUCUCGGGUUCUCUUUGGGUCUGUUUUUGCUUCUCGCUGGUCGCCUGAAAAGUGUCAACAAACGCGCGCUAUACCUCGGUUCUUUCUAUCACGUCGUCAAUCGGUCAACGGUCCUUCGCCAACGUCCCCCUACUGCCCUUCUAGAAGUGCCUUGAGCUCUAGGACGAAAAAGCAGCUCGUCUUUUUCGAGACCUCUGCCUUCUACCUUCUUUCCGAGUCUUUUGCCACCGCCGCUCAAGACUUUUUUACCCGACCUCUCCUUUGAACAUUCCUCCCACCUGCUUUAAAGCCGGCGGAUAAUCCACCUUGUCGCCACUUCCCAACUUACCCCUUCCUCCUUCUUCUCUUGCGACAAGCGAUAAAAAGCAGUCAUCGUGACUAGCCCAUAAUCCCAAAAGGCGCGAAGAAAACGGUAGCCUCUCCUCUCCCUACCAAUUUCCAAGCCAACCGCACUUCUUCGCCACCCUCCCCUCCUAAUCACCAAAAGACACUCAACAUGUCCCGAACCGCCGCCCCCACCCCUCCUCCCCAAACAUACUUUCCCCAAAAGACCGCCACCCCCUCUAUGCGCCACAAUGCCCACACCACCUCUUCUACGCACUUUGCCCGACACGGGCACGGGCACGGGCAUCAUUCACAUUCUUUCGCGCGGAGAAAGGUCAAGAACCUCCCUUCUGGCACUUUCAAAAAGAACACCGAAGAUUCUUCCGAGGGAGAUGUUGCAGAUGCAGAGGGAAGGAGGGAAGAAGAGCUCCAUCGCCAACAAUCAACCGCUUCAUCGUCUUCUUCAAACCAAUCUUCACAAUCAUCCAUCCCCUCGUCUAACGACUCGCUUUCCCGCUCGUCGACGCCAUUGACGAGCGCGUCCAUGGCGAGCAUCAUCUCCCAAACACCCUCUACGCUCUUGACACCCGUCUCUUCCGACUCGGAACCAUACAUCAUCGACGCGGACGACAUUUCCCUGCACGAAGAUGUCGCUCAAGCAGGGUACCUCGGCGGCCAAGAGCUCGGCCAAAUGUCCCUCGGAGGGGAAGGAGGCAAGCCGUCUUGGGUAGGAAAGAUGGUGAUGGGGGUCGUCAACACGGGUCGAGGGUUUAUUCGGGAUGAGAAGAGGAGAGUAUCGUUUACGGGCCGGCGGUCGAGCAGUCAGACCGGCACGUCGACGCCGUCUAGCCUUACUACCACUCAGCCGCUCCGGCCGCCUCCCCCUUCUUCCCAACCCGCCCCGCUCUCCGCCCAGUCCGCUCAUCCUGCAGCUCAGUUAGCGGGAGCAGAGGAGGAGGAGGAAAAAGCCAAAAGGCAGCGCGAAUGGAUCGACUCGGAGAACCGCAGGAUCCACGAGUGCGCGAGGCUGUGUAGCCAGUGGCCGCAGAGUGGGUAUAAUAUGACGAAACAUGGUCCUAAAGGAGCAAACACCCCAUACCAACCCCAGAGUUUCUGCAACCCGCACUACGUCGCGAUGGUGAUGCAGCGCCAAGCAGAGCUCGAACAACAGCUUUGUACGACCUCGUCCACCUUUUUCUCCUGUCAGCGCGAACCCCAGCACCACCGGGGGGAGCACGAGUCGGACGAUGAGACGGAUACGUCCGCGAGCGAGCUUUCCGGUUCUGCCUCUGCGGAGAGUUCGCCUGUGGGGAGUGUCUUGUUUGGGAGUGCUGCCCGCUUCGAGGUCGAGGGGGCUAGGGAAUGUAAAGAGGAAGAGGAGAGGAAGAGGGCGGAAGAGCUGAGAGAAGCGAUGGCAAGCUCGCUCUUGUGCUGCCGCCACUCCAACGCUUCGCUCCCUUCCCUCCCUCACGAAAGCGACAAUACCAUGCAAAUCGACGAGCCCCUCUCUACACACUCCCCUCCCCUUCCUCAGCGCCAGGCCCGCCCCCCCACCCGCGUCAGGGCCCAGUCGUGCGGUGCCAAACGCCCCAUGGUCGGACAGGGGCAGCAGGGCGAAGAGGACAAGCGGCGCAAGGUGGAAGAGGACGAAGACGUCAAGAUGGUCGUUCAAGAAGCCGUCGAUAGUGGGGUCAUACUCUCUCCCUCAGAGAGCGCGAAAGCGUCUGUUUCGGCGGCGGCGCAGGGUGGGCGGAUGUCUGCCUCUGUGCCCGACUUGUCCAAAGCCCACGCCCACGCGCAAAAUCCUCCUCCAGCCGCGGUAUUCGGCAUGGUCGUCAAAACGUCCGAAUCGCACCCCAUUAUCGUUUCCCCAUUCUUCCCCUCUGAAUUGCUCGAGAUCUUGUCGAGGAAUGUGGUAGGGCAGUUGGAAGAAGGGAAGAGGAUGAUGUUGGGUUCGAGAAUCGAUGUGCCGAGUCUGCUUCUCGGCUUUGCGCCGCCCUCGGCAUCGGCGCCUAUCCCUUCGCCUCUCCAAUCCAGCUUUAGAGACCUCCACCUCUCCCCUCCCUCCCCUUCCCCCUCCGUCUCCUCAACCUCAACCUCAACCCAAACCACCCAAACCAGAACCCUCGGCAACCUCCUCCUCUCCUCCUGCCCCGGCAAACGCCUCCGCAUGGACGCGCCUUCCAAAGGCCGCGGUCCUGUAUGCCGUGAUCUCGCGACCGAUCUGAGGCGGAUCAAAGGCGAAGGGGUGGGGGCGUUGGUUUGUUGUUUGGAUGAUGAGGAGUUGGCUUUGUUGGGGGUGCCGUGGGAGACUUAUAGGGAUGUGGCGGUGGGCACGGGGUUGGAUGUUAUUCGGUUGCCGAUGCCGGAUGGGUUCACGAUGGUUUCGAUGGAAUUGUUCGACUCGCAAGUCGCUCUCAUCGCCCAAAAAUAUACUCUGCAAGGCAUCAACGUGCUCGUCCACUGUCGAGGCGGUAUAGGACGCGCUGGGAUGACGGCUUGUGCUUGGGCAAUCAAGAUGGGUUUCGUACAGCCUCAUCCGAGUUUGACGAUCGUCGAGGAAGCUGCUAGGCGACAUGCCGCCCACACCGCUCGAUCCGCCCUCAACCCCUCCUCCGCCUCCUUCACCUCCUCGUCCUCCCUCCCCAGCACCGCCCCCGCCCCCGGGCCCGCCGCCAUCCCCGCCGAACUCGAACACCAAAUCAUCAUGUCCAUCGUCGAGCGCGUCAUCGCCAUGAUCCGCUGUCGGCGGGGGUUGAAGGCGAUUGAGAGUUAUGAGCAGGUGCAGUUUUUGAGGCGGUAUGUGGGGUGGUUGAGGGAGAAGGCGUAGAGAGGUGUGCUUGCCUUUUGCCUGGCUCUUCUUUUCUGGAUGGAGGCUUGGAAGCUUGCAGUAUGGGAGAGGCGAGGGGCGAGGCGAGAGAGGAUGGAGGUUUGGGGGGGAGGAAAGGGGUCGGCAAGUCGCGCGCAAGGGGGAGCGGCGGAUCUUUCGUCAUCCGGCAUCUUUUCGAUCAUGUCGACAAUCAAAAGCAAUAUUCAUUUUUUACCCUCCUCCCCGCCUACCCCAUCAUCAAAAUCAAUAUAUCCAGCAUACUUUUGUUUGUUUCCCCUUUUCAUUCUUCGGUAUUUACCCCCGUCAACAAAAAAAGCUUGUAAUGAUUGUCGUUUUCUCUCCCUCCUGGAUAAGUCUGGAUAGAUCGCCCAUUUGAUCUUUCCCUUUCGCAUUUUGUCAAUCUAUAAACUAUACUUGUCACUUUUGUUUAAACAACUCCUCUUCUUUUCCUCUGUAAUCUAUCUAUCCGUUGUUUACUAGUUUGGGCGAGGGGGGAGCGAGCUUGGGUGUUGACGACGGUCUUGGACGUUUGGGGUUAGAUGUGCUGCUUCACGAAGAUGGUACGCUGGUAUGAUGGUACGAUGGGGACGGGGGUAAGAACGGUAUGACUUCUUUUCUCUCUCUUUAUAACUAGGGGAAUACCUCGUUGUCAACAAAACAAAUGCAUUCGUGUCAUUCUA
Messenger RNA from Cryptococcus amylolentus CBS 6039, 4230 nucleotides. RefSeq lists its product as hypothetical. NCBI's taxonomy places the organism in Eukaryota, Fungi, Basidiomycota, Tremellomycetes, Tremellales, Cryptococcaceae. The transcript has 6 exons. Gene Ontology annotation, cellular component: nucleus. Bases 893 to 3550 code for a protein of 885 amino acids. Gene Ontology annotation, biological process: dephosphorylation. The record is from RefSeq and is a predicted model, not a curated record. Gene Ontology annotation, molecular function: phosphatase activity.